Messenger RNA from Glycine soja, 1764 nucleotides. Its product is annotated as UDP-D-apiose/UDP-D-xylose synthase 2. Bases 224 to 1387 code for a protein of 387 amino acids. Lineage: Eukaryota; Viridiplantae; Streptophyta; Magnoliopsida; Fabales; Fabaceae. The record is from RefSeq and is a predicted model, not a curated record. Gene Ontology annotation, molecular function: carboxy-lyase activity. The transcript is spliced from 9 exons.
GGCAAUGAAUUCUGAAUCACAGCACCAUAAAAUCUUUCGAUUCCAGAAGACACAAAGUUAUUUAAAUCCUAAACUAAAACCAAAUACUUUGCGUGCAAAACCAUCACAUCAUCGGCAACAGUGACAGUAACGGUGGAAGAGAGAAAGGAUUCGCUCUCCUCAAUCCUUAUAUAAGCUCCAGCGACCCAAUUUCUUCUCUUAUCGAUUUGAUUGUUUCUGAGUAAUGGCUUCGUCGCGAGUAGAUCUGGAUGGGAACCCCAUAAAGCCCAUCACCAUUUGCAUGAUUGGCGCCGGUGGCUUCAUUGGGUCCCACCUCUGCGAGAAGCUCAUGUCGGAGACCCCUCACAGUGUCCUCGCCUUGGAUGUCUACAAUGACAAGAUCAAACACCUCUUGGAACCCCACACGCUCCCUUGGGCCUCUCGCAUCCAGUUCCAUCGCCUCAACAUCAAGCACGAUUCCCGUCUCGAAGGCCUCAUCAAAAUGUCAGAUCUGACUAUUAAUCUGGCUGCCAUUUGCACUCCCGCGGAUUACAACACGCGCCCUCUUGACACAAUUUACAGCAACUUCAUCGACGCGCUUCCUGUGGUGAAGUACUGUUCAGAGAACAACAAGCGUCUCAUUCAUUUCUCUACGUGUGAAGUCUAUGGGAAAACGAUUGGAAGCUUCCUCCCCAAAGAUAGUCCUCUUCGUCAGGAUCCUGCAUACUACGUACUUAAGGAGGAUGAGUCUCCUUGUAUUUUUGGUUCAAUUGAAAAGCAGAGAUGGUCCUAUGCCUGUGCUAAGCAGUUGAUUGAGAGGCUUGUUUAUGCUGAGGGUGCUGAAAAUGGCUUGGAAUUCACAAUUGUGAGGCCUUUUAAUUGGAUUGGACCACGAAUGGAUUUCAUUCCCGGCAUUGAUGGCCCAAGUGAGGGUGUUCCUCGGGUUCUGGCAUGCUUUAGCAAUAAUCUCCUCCGUGGAGAGCCCCUCAAGCUUGUGGAUGGUGGCCAAUCCCAGAGGACUUUUGUGUAUAUUAAGGAUGCUAUUGAAGCUGUCUUAUUGAUGAUUGAAAAUCCCGCCAGGGCUAAUGGACAUAUUUUUAAUGUGGGAAACCCAAACAAUGAGGUUACAGUUAGGCAGCUUGCUGAAAUGAUGACUCAGGUUUAUUCAAAGGUAAGUGGAGAAGCACCUCUGGAAAAACCUACUAUUGAUGUGAGCUCCAAAGAAUUUUAUGGUGAGGGAUAUGAUGAUAGUGACAAGAGAAUUCCUGACAUGACCAUAAUUAAUAGGCAGCUUGGCUGGAAUCCUAAAACCUCACUUUGGGACCUGCUUGAAUCAACUCUCACCUAUCAGCACAGGACUUAUGCUGAAGCCGUUAAGAAAGUCAUUGCAAAGCCCGUGGCAAGUUAAACUUGUAUGGUAUUGAAUUGCAUUGAGAAGAGUGUUUCUGCCUAUAGGGGCACUUAUAUAUAGUUCAAUGGUUGAUUUUAUUUAUAUACAUGGUAAUUUCCCCCUUGGUUUUGGUAGCCAAUGUAGCCAACGUAGCCCAUGCCUUAUUUAUUGCAUUUUUAUGAAGAAGUAGGAAUUUAUUAUUAAUUAUCAAGGACAAUAUGUGCUACUGCAAUGUGAUUUUCUCGCAGAGCUUGGGGCCACUAGACAUAUUUGGAGACCUUUUAUACGAAGAAAGAAGCUUUUUUAUGUUGUAGGGGGGUGUCUUUCCAUAUUCAGUUGUAACAUUUAUCAUAUGUUUCCUAAAUUAAUGGUCAUUGAUUUAUUUUUAUGGAUUA